Molecule: messenger RNA, 1777 nt
Organism: Saccoglossus kowalevskii
Lineage: Eukaryota; Metazoa; Hemichordata; Enteropneusta; Harrimaniidae
Product: protein ZNRD2-like
Source: RefSeq, a predicted model, not a curated record
CAGGUGUGCCUCUCAUGUAGACAGGAACCGUUUGACGAGUAUAUCAGUUUGUGAAUUCUUAGUAAACAUGAGCGUGAAUUAUGCCACAGAAACACUGUCAGAAAUCGUCUUGUAGACGUCUCAUGUCAAUAGAAGAUGACCAUGCUUUCUGUCGACAUUGCCGUCCCUGUAACCAAGAUAUUACCUGUGACGUUUGCUCUAAUUGGUCUGAAAAACAGUGGUACUUGUUAGUGACAAAACAGAAACAUCGCAAGGAUAGAGAGCGACAACUUUUGAGUCGUAAGCGUAAGGCCGAGUUAGAAUUGUCUUUCAACGAUGAUGUAUCUGACGUGAUCGGUCUCCAAGUCACUAAACAAGAACCUUGUAUGGAUCCAGACGACUACCAUUGGGAACCUCCAACUGAGUCUGAGAUGAAGAUAAUACGUGCCAAAAGAGAACGAAGUGAUAAAAUCAGUUCUCUGAUGGGCAGUUACAUGCUGAAGGGCUAUAAGAUGCUUGGUACAAGUUGUGAAUUGUGUGGGACCAUCCUACUGAGAGAUAAACAACAAAAUGAUUACUGUGUUGCAUGUAAUGAACUUGAUACUGAACAUGCUAAGGAUAACCCAGUUCUAAGCUCUGAGGCAGCAAAGGUACAGGCUAGAGAAUACUCUAUGCAAUCAUCCACUCAAUCAACAGAGAGAUCUAGUGGUCCUUACGAGGUGUUACAGAAUCCGCAACAAGAAGACGUUGCUCAUCGAGCAGCUCCUGCAAACAUGAACCCAGUACGGCCACAGCUAGCCAGUGGUCAGGCUGCAGCCAGCACUGUUGAGUCCAAGUCAUUGAUUGAUGAUUCCAUUGAUGCUGUCACGAGUAAAUUGGCCUGGGCCAAUGAUGAACUGGUUAAGUCCUCGUCAUGUGAAACCUGUACACAAUUUUGUGUGCUCAUUAAGGCUUGUGCAGAAGCUCUGAAAGCUUUAGAACAUGUUGCUCCCAAGUCUUAGACAGUAUUUAUAUCAGGCCUCAAAGAACAAUCCUGAAUCUGUUCCUUCAAACAUUGCUCUUAGCAGCUUUGUACUUCGGAUAUUGUACUAUUUGAUGUGAAAAUAUCUCUUGUCCUUUUUAAAAAUAUUACACGUUUGUUUUUUGCAUAUACACUUUUGAUGAAACUAGGCAAUGUAGUAUUUCCUCUCUGCUAAUCACUAUAUCAUAUUAUUUUUGGUUGUGCUCAGAAGUGCAAGUAAAAGUUAGAAUCCAAAAGAAUUAUCUUCUCGUCCAAGGAAAUAAUGCAAAAUGAUGUGGUGAUACAGUUUCAAUGUUGUGUAUUAAGAUUAUUCAAUGUAUGUACAAAAUGUAUUCUCUAUGUUUAACGCUUGUUAAUCAUGUGUUAAGUAAUAUACCAGUAACUCAUUAUUGAUUUGAAACAACAAAUGCAUUCUCUGGAACAAAAAUAUAAAUGGUGAUGGUUUUGUAUAAUCCAAUUUUAUUUUUGGCACUAUUUCACCAUGUCAAUUGACAAGCUUGCCAUUUAAUUAGGUAUGAUUGUUAACACACAUAGCAAGGCAAAUACCAGGAAUUUAACAUACAUGCAUCCUAUAUCUGCUGUCUAUGCUAUGUUGAAAACUGUGUACAAUCUAGCCUUCACAUGUGUAUCAGAGACAAAGUGGUGAGUGUGAAAGAAUGAUGUCACUGUGAAAAUGUAAUCAUUUAUUUCAUUAUUUUGGUAUAAUAUUGUGCAUCGUGCCAUUGCAAUGCUAAUUGUUUUGCAAACACAGAAUAUCUAAUAAAAUAUCAAAUGAAA